Molecule: messenger RNA, 2936 nt
Organism: Trichomycterus rosablanca
Lineage: Eukaryota; Metazoa; Chordata; Actinopteri; Siluriformes; Trichomycteridae
Gene: rangap1b
Product: Ran GTPase activating protein 1b
Exons: 16
Coding region: 104-1810 (568 amino acids)
Biological process (GO): activation of GTPase activity; nucleocytoplasmic transport; signal transduction
Cellular component (GO): nucleus; cytosol; perinuclear region of cytoplasm
Molecular function (GO): GTPase activator activity; small GTPase binding
Source: RefSeq, a predicted model, not a curated record
GGUUGUGAGAGAAGCGAUAGGAACCGGUGUGUAGUUAAUGUUCCUACAGGUCUGAGAUAUAAAGAAGUUACAUUUAAUAUCUGGCAAUUAAAAGACAAAUCGAAUGGCUGCAGAGGACAUUGAUCAGCUUGCAGAGGUCCUGGCCAAGACUCACGUCGAGGAAGAGCUAAGUUACAAAGGACAAGGACUGAAGCUGAGUGAUAAACAAUCAGUGGAGGAAAUAGUGAAGAAAAUAGAACAAUUUCAGGGUCUAAAGGCAUUAAGGUUGGAAGGUAAUACUAUUGGUGUUGAAGCAGCACAGGCCAUUGCUAAGUCUCUUGAAUCCAAAAAGGAACUGCAGCGAUGUUACUGGAGUGAUAUGUUUACGGGUCGCCUUCGGUCUGAAAUUCCUCUUGCCUUGAAAUCACUAGGUGAUGCUUUGAUGAUGUCAGGGGCCAAACUGACUGAACUGGACUUGAGUGACAAUGCAUUUGGACCUGAUGGAGUAAAGGGCAUCGAGCCCUUGCUGAAGAGUCCUGUGUGUUACACCCUACAAGAACUCAGGCUAAAUAAUUGUGGCAUGGGCAUUGGAGGAGGCACAAUCUUGGCUUCUGCGCUGACUGAAUGCUACAAGCAAUCAAGUGUUGCUGGCUCCCCUCUCAAGCUGAAAGUCUUUGUAGCUGGUCGUAAUCGUUUGGAGAAUGAGGGUUCCACAGCUCUUGCUCAUGCAUUUCAGUUGAUUGGUAGCCUAGAGGAGAUUCACAUGCCACAGAAUGGCAUCAACCAUCCUGGAAUUACAGCUUUAGCCACUGCAAUGCAGCACAAUCCCAAUUUGUGUGUGCUCAAUCUUAAUGACAAUACCUUUACUAAGAGAGGUGCUGUAGCGGUGGCCCAGGCCCUCAGGCACCUGCGCAGGAUUGAAGUUGUUAACUUCGGAGAUUGUUUGGUGCGCUCGGAAGGAGCCAUUGCGAUUGCAGCAGCCCUAAGAGGACUGCCUGUUCUCAAGGAAGUAAAUCUGUCCUUUGGGGAGAUUUCAGAGGUUGCAGCUCUUAUAGUUGCUAAAGCUGUACAAGACAAAGCUGAUCUGGAAAAACUGGACCUCAAUGGAAACUGCCUGGGGGAGGAUGGCUGUGAAGCUCUCAAAGAGGCCAUGGAGAGCAUGAACUUGGGGAAUGUGCUCGGCUCGCUCAGUGAUGAUGAAGGGGAAGAUGAAGAUGAUGAGGAAGAGGACGAUGAGGAUACAGAAGAUGAUGAUGAUGAUGAUGAUGAAGAAGAACAUAAUUUAGUAAAUGGGACAGCAGAAGUGAAUGAUAAAAAAGAUGGAAGCCCAUCAAAGGUGCCACCAUGCAGUCCUGACCUGAUCUCGUUCCUUCAGUCUCCAACAUCAGAGAAACUGCUCAGCCUGGGAGCCAAGAGGAAUCAGCUCUUUGAGCAUCAGAUUGAGUUUUCAGGUGCUGCUAAGAUUGCUGAGGUUUUUCUUCAGUUAUCAUCAGUGUAUGAAGAAGAGCCAGAGGUGAAGCAGGUCAUUUUUGCUACUGCUGAUGUCCUGUUAAAGAAAGCUUUUUCCUGCCCCCAGUUUGAGACCUUCAGUUUCAUCUCUUCCCUGUUGGUGAAGCUGGGGCUUGUGAAGGGUGAGGGAAAGAUCAAGAAAGUGAGUCUCUCGCCCGGUCAUCUUUUAGUUCUUCAGCACUGUGUUGAGCAGGAUUACUUUCCUCUGGACCAGGUUGAAGUUUUGGAGGCCUUUUUGUCUCGAAACGGCAAAGUUUUAGAGUCAUGUUCCAGUGCAAGAGAUUCACUUCAAACCAUACUGGAGAACAGGAUCACUGCCUAGUGCCCAGUCACACAGGUCAAACACACUGAAAAGAGGACCACAGAUGCUCAUAAGGACUUAACACUUUUUAACUGUAACCAUCUUAGUGGUCAGUUAACUUCUGCUGUAUUUUUUUAUUUUUGAAAUGGUGGAACUUCUACAACAAAAAUGUAGGAUGUACAUUGUAAAUGAGUUCUCAUUAUUACCAAAACUUAAACCAAAACUUAAACCAAAACUAGCUUGAACGAAAGUGGGAACCUCAUGAGGUUUUGCUUUAAUUGCUUGUUCCGGACUAUUAUUAGUUUAAUCAGUGAAUUACUUUCUGCUGGUGAUAUUUGAAGAGUAGCCGUUUAUGCUGCUUCAUUAUGGGCCAAAGCAGAACUGACUGGAAGCACCAGCUUCAAAUGUUUAUCACAAUUUAGAAUAUACUUUUACUCUCCUGACUGGUCUUGACAAGAGCUUGAAUUAUCAACUUGCUUCAUGAAAUGCCAGACUGAAACAACAUUGUAGUUUGGGUAAAACAAGCGCUUCAGUAAAACACACUAGCACACCAGAGCUGAAAUCUUAAACUCUUGAUCCAGAUUUGCUGCUGGCCACCUAUACGAACAAUGAUGAAAAAUGUACAAUCUUACGGAUCUUCUUUUAUGAUAUACCUAUAUUUUUGAUAGAUAACACAAAAAACUUAAUAAAAAGUGGGCACUCAGUAUUAGGGCUGUAGUGCAGGCAGCUUUUGUUGUCAAUUUAUUGCAUAACUUGAAAUAGAUGAAUUUAAUUGCAUUGUAGUGUAGCACAGACAACAUCUCAACACUUUGGUUUCUUUCCGAUGUGUCAGAUUCAGAAUGGAAAUGAAAUGAUUUCAUUGUGUGUGUUGUUACAUCAUGUGUGGACAGCAAAAUAAGAAUUUCAUUGUACAGGGAAACACGUUUCCUACUGUACAUAUGACAAUAAAGCUUUGAAAUCUUGAAAUGAUGACAGAACUGGGAUUCAAACCUGGGAAAGGUUUUAAUAGCCACAUCUUGUCAGAGAACACACAGUGAAAGGGAACAACAUGAAUUAUGUAUAACCUCUUGGCUGUAAGAUUUUUUUAUAUGAAGUGGAAUUUAUUUGCUUGUUUUCACAUUAAACUGGUGAAUUACUAUGUUCAGAA